Messenger RNA from Aspergillus aculeatus ATCC 16872, 1907 nucleotides. RefSeq lists its product as uncharacterized. The transcript has 7 exons. The record is from RefSeq and is a predicted model, not a curated record. The coding region runs from base 120 to 1889 and encodes 589 amino acids. Gene Ontology annotation, molecular function: GTPase activity; GTP binding; microtubule binding. NCBI's taxonomy places the organism in Eukaryota, Fungi, Ascomycota, Eurotiomycetes, Eurotiales, Aspergillaceae. Gene Ontology annotation, cellular component: membrane; cytoplasm; microtubule.
CUUUUGGCAUAUCUCUCACCGGCAGUGAGGCGGGGCUGAUUAGCAGCUUACUAUAAGGCUUUCUCGCUUUUCUCACUAUCACCUUGCUCCUUUUGUCAAUAUCAUCUGAAUUUACAAGGAUGACUGAAACGGGAACCGCAGGCUGUACAAGCCUAGCUGAUCCAGCUUUAUCAGACAAGAUCGACAGCCUAUUUGCUUGCAAUGUGGGCGAUUAUAUCGAUCUUCCGCAGCUGGUCGUCGUAGGCCUCACCCGACUGCCAUUCCCUCGCGACAGUGGAUUGUGCACGCGCUUCGCAACACAGCUCAUUUUUCGCCGCGACAAAAGCCUCACAACUAGAAAGAUUCAUUCCUCUAUCAUUCCUUCGUCGAAUGCGGAUUCUGAGAGGGAACGCGAGCUACGGGCAUGGGGUGCUGACUUUGAGGGGACCCUAAGCACUACUUCUUUUGCUCGGACCAUGAAAGAGGUGCACAAACUCAUGGACGUAUCAACUGUCGACGAGCCUAAUAGACCGACCUUCUCGACACAUGUCUUUCGAUUGGAGAUAUGUGGGCCGGACGAGGAUCAUCUGAGCGUCAUCGAUGUUCCAGGCAUUUUUAAAAUAGCUACCCCGGGCAGCACAACCAAAGCAGACAUCAGACUUGUCAGGAAUAUGGUCUUGGGAUACAUGAAGAACCCACGGUCCAUCAUGUUGACUGUCGUUGCGGCCAACGUCGAUGUGGCAAAUCAAGAAAUCAUCGAGAUAGCACGGGACCUAGACCCAGAGGAUGAUCGGACGCUCGGCGUCUUGACCAAGCCAGAUCUGGUUGACAAGGGUGCGAAGCAUAAGGUUCUAGACAUUGUCGCUGGACGAGAACUCCCUUUGAAGCACGGCAAGGAGGAGAUGGAGCAAGGAAUUGUUGAUAGAGAUUCUGCAGAAGCCGACUUUGAAAAAACUAAGUUGUGGAACACAGUCGCCGCGGACAGGUACGGCAUCAGCUCCCUAAAAUCGCGCUUGCAGGAAACGGUAACUGAGAAUGCGAGAAGAGCAUUUCCUCUUGUCCGGACUGAGAUCAACCAAAAGCUCAAAGAAGCCAAGACAGCGUUGGCGGCGCUGGGUAGUGAGAGAAAUACUACCAGCCAGCAACUGAGAUAUCUCCUGGAUGCGAUAACCAGGUUCAAUGCUGUGACGGCCCAAGCCCUAAGCACACACUAUGGUGCGGACAAGAACUUUGACAAAUACAAGGAGCUUCGCCUUGCAACUUUGGUUGUCAACCGGGAAGUAACUUUCGCAAGAUCGCACGGUAUCUAUGAAUGGCUACGAGAUGAAUAUCACAACUCACGAGGGUUUGAACUCAAUAAUUUCAGCAUUACUAUGUUGACCAAUGUCUUCAACAAGCAGACAAUGAAGUGGAAAAGCAUUGCGCUGGGCUAUCUCAGUGAGAUCAUCUUUAUUGUCCACAACUUCAUCAUGCGAAAUCUGCAGAUUUGCUUUGCGGAUCGACGAGUCUUUCGCAAUUUGCUGCCGUACCUCAUGGGCGACUUGCUAGACGUGUAUAAGGGCGCCAUGGACCAUGUGUGGCUUCUCCUAUACAUUGAGAGGGAGGGCACCCUAAAGACCUUGGACCAUUAUUUCAACGACCAACUGCAGAAAAUACGCCAGUCUCGGUGGAAGGCCUACGUUGAGCAAAAACAGGUCAACGGAAUCCUUCAUGUUGGCGACCUCGACUACCGACAGGACAUGAGCAACGAGAGCCACACUGUCCAAGACCUGCAUGAUAUCUUAGGGUCAUACUACAAGGUCGCGAUGAAUCGAUUUGUGGAUAACGUCAGCAUGCAAGCGGCCGAUUACCAUCUGGUGAAUGGACUUUGGCUAUUUAUUUAUCUUGGCACAACUUUAAUACAUUUCUAGUAUACCCAAUGAAAGCAC